GCUACCGGACUCGCAUCUUAACAGGAUCGCUCGAUACACACCCUCUGGACGCGUAACCAGCGCACACGAAGCUCUUGGUCAGUGCGUGCAAGGUGUUAUCGCGAGUGCCGUCCUUUGGUUUGGCCGUUUUACCGGCGCGACGACGCGGUGUCCCGACUUUGGCCGCCGACUCUUGGCACAGGAUGUGGCUACGGGUGACAGCGCUAAAGAAUCGCCUCAGCUCGCAACGGAAAAGGAAAGGGUCGUCCCGCGUGGCAGAGAAAGCCGGCAUCCCGAUCCAAGGUUCUCCCGGAGUGUACAGGCGCCGCGAGUCGGCCGCCAUCGCUCUCUCGAAUAACCAUGUGCAGCGAGUUCGAGAUCAGGCCGCUAGGCGGGGAAGCAUCGUUCCCGAUCUUCUCGCUGUCAAAAUGGCGGAGGCGGGCUGUACGUCGAGUUCAUGGCCCAACCUGAAGGAGGAUUACGAGCUCGGCGAAGUCAUCGGUGUUGGUGCGACUGCCACAGUUCACACAGCGUACUGCAAGCCCAGGAAAGAGAGAUGUGCCAUCAAACGCAUCAACCUGGAAAAGUGGAACACAAGCAUGGAAGAACUCCUGAAAGAGAUCCAAGCAAUGAGCGCCUGCCACCAUGAAAAUGUGGUCACCUACUAUACCUCUUUCGUGGUGAAGGAAGAGCUCUGGCUCGUGAUAAAGCUCCUGUCUGGCGGUUCCUUGCUGGACAUCAUCAAGCACAAGAUGAAGACGGAAGACUGCAAGCACGGAGUCUUCGAUGAGGCCACCAUUGCGACUGUUCUCAAGGAGGUGCUCAAGGGUCUUGAAUACUUCCACAAUAACGGCCAAAUCCACAGAGACAUCAAAGCCGGAAACAUUCUGCUUGGUGAGGAUGGCGCAGUGCAGAUUGCAGACUUUGGUGUGAGCUCGUGGCUUGCGACUGGCGGUGACCUGUCGAGGCAGAAGUCCAGGCACACGUUUGUUGGCACGCCCUGCUGGAUGGCACCCGAAGUCAUGGAGCAGGUUACAGGGUACGAUUUCAAGGCUGACAUUUGGAGCUUUGGGAUCACAGCCAUCGAGCUGGCGACGGGCACUGCACCUUACCACAAGUAUCCUCCCAUGAAGGUGCUGAUGCUGACGCUUCAGAAUGACCCUCCCACGUUGGAGAUGGUCGGCGAAGACAAGGACCAGUACAAAAACUACGGCAAGUCAAUCCGCAAGAUGAUUAGCGAGUGCCUGCAGAAAGACCCCACCAAGAGGCCUACUGCAACAGAGUUGCUGAAGCACCAGUUCUUCAAGAAGGCAAAGGACAAGAAGUACCUGAUGCAGACAUUAUUGGUGUGCGCUCCCACAAUAGAGGCUCGAGCCCAGAAGCUUAAAAACAGUAGACGAGUUCCUGGCACAAGCGGCCGGCUGCACCGGACAGAGACGGGCGACUGGGUCUGGUCUGACGGAGAAGACGAUGAAGACUCUCCGGAUGAGAGGGACUUGGCAGCGCGAGACGAGGCCAUCCUGAAGGCGAACCAGUCGACGAGUUCCUCUGACAGCGCCAUCGACAAUGCCCUGCCCGUCGACCACGAGACGACCACAUCCGGGACCUCCUCUGGCUCCACAUCGGGGGCACCAGCACCAAGCAAUCUCAUUCCCACACAACCACCACCACCAGUGCCUGAGUCCAAUGCACACAGUGAGGUGCCUCAACAGCAACCUCCUCCUCCUCCGCAGCCUUCUGCAGCCGUAAUCUCAACUCCGGAGACCAUCAACCUUGUCCUCAGGAUAAGAAAUCAAAGGAAAGAGCUUAAUGACAUCCGAUUUGAGUUCACCCGCGACAAAGAUACUGCUGAUGGCAUUGCUUCAGAGCUUGUUGGUGCAGGCUUGGUCGAUGGGAAAGAUGUUGUUGUUGUGGCUGCCAACCUGCAGAAGUUGAUUGACAACCAGAUCAUGAAGACAACCACAUUUGCCUUGAAACAGACACCCGAGGAGGCUGCCGUGGACACUCCAGAUGACAAGGCGCUCAUCGGUUUUGCUCAACUUUCAAUCGUAGACUAACCAGAGCAAGCGUUGAAAGUUGGCAGAAACCCCGCGCCCCGCCGCCGAGAAGAAGAGAAAAAAGCCAGCAAGCCUACGCACCACACACCGCCUUAAAAAAAAAAAACGAUUUGGUCUUCGUCAGCGAGCGAGCGCGCAUUCGCUGCACGCAAGUGACGCGGGGAGGAGUGGCAGCAGCAGAGAAGAAGAGGAACAAGAGGCUGUGCAGCGUGACCCCAUUGCUGCUUUCUUCUCUCGUAUUUUUGUAAAGUGUAAAUUUUUUGGUCAUUGAAUGCAAAGAAGAGGAGGAGGAGGAGGCAGGUUUUGUACAAACGAGCGAGCCGGCUACGACGCAAGGAGUAGCCGUCGGUGAUGUGGUGAGGAUGUGAUGUGGGACUGCGAACCGUGCACUUACGCACACGGAUACAAACGAGCACACCACCGCUUCUUCGCAACCUGCACCGUUUUUUUUUUGUAAGGAGCCUCACUACCCUCCCAGCUCACCUUUUAUUUUUUUUUUUGUCUUGUGCCCGCCGCAUACGUAGGCCGUGUCAUCCAUGCAAGUCUCGUCUUCUCUCCCCUUCUUCUCAUUCUCGAGUGCCUCUCGCCAGUCAUUGCUUCCACACUUUGGACCGGCCGAGGCAUGUUUAAUUAUGCAAGUGUGUACCAUAGUCUCGGGCAAGGGUGCUGCCUUCCCCUCUCCCUCUAAGGGCAGUGUGGGAGUGCGGCAGGGGUCAGUUUAAUUUAUUCAGAGGCAGUCAUAGACGACAAUAAAGGCAGAUUUCAAAGAAA
This is a messenger RNA of Rhipicephalus sanguineus (brown dog tick), 2807 nucleotides long. RefSeq names its product serine/threonine-protein kinase OSR1 (gene fray). The coding region runs from base 183 to 2036 and encodes 617 amino acids. The record is from RefSeq and is a predicted model, not a curated record. NCBI's taxonomy places the organism in Eukaryota, Metazoa, Arthropoda, Arachnida, Ixodida, Ixodidae. The transcript is spliced from 18 exons. Gene Ontology annotation, molecular function: protein serine/threonine kinase activity; ATP binding. Gene Ontology annotation, biological process: protein phosphorylation.